GACGCAAUAAUCUUCUUCGUGUGUUAAUUGCUAAUUUGUUCAGAUUUUUCAAGUGCGAGCGGAAGCGUUUUACUGUAAAGUGAGUUAUGAACCUUGACCAAGAAGUUCCAGCGGUUGCCAGUGAUAUCUCAAGAAUAGGAACUAUUUUUGGUACAUCGUUGGGCCCGUCCUGCUAUCAACAACACAUCGAACACUACAAACCAACGUCCAGCCUAAACCCGGGGCCGUUCCCAGCGGACUGGAGAGAACCCUGGCAUCAUGAAGGUAAUAGUUGCGAAACGGAUGAUAGUGAGCAGUACGUGCCAGAUACCAACUAUAAUUCAUCAUUUGCAUUAAAUCCAGGUGUUUUAAGUUUAAAACCCGAGACGAGCACGGCCAUGACUGAAAUCAUACAUAACCUUAGCAAAUCGCACCACCAUCACUAUGGCCCUCCACCGAUUCCACCGCCAUCUUAUGGUGAACACUUUGACGGCAUCUAUGCAACCACCUAUCAGACUAAUGGCUGCUUUUAUACGAAUUUCUGCAAUCGCAAUACAUCAGCACCUGCGUCAACAGCACAUGAUCAUCAGAACACGUUGAGUCAUCCCUUAAUGCCGCUGAUAAAAGAAGAACCAACGGAACGAGAUUAUCCAGGUCAAAAUGAGGUUUGUGUAAAAGAUAAAGCAAAAGAGAACUCGUCAGAUACACGGCAGACGAGUAAUUCAACACAAGCUACUGUAACAAAUGCAUCGCCCCUGCUACAGAGCACAGGACGGCGGGGAUCGCUGCAGUUGUGGCAGUUUUUAGUGGCGCUACUGGAUGCGCCGGAUGCUUCAGCGGGGUGUAUUGCAUGGACUGGCAGGGGGAUGGAGUUUAAACUAAUCGAACCAGAAGAAGUAGCAAGACGUUGGGGAGCCCAAAAAAAUCGGCCAGCAAUGAACUACGAUAAGCUAAGCCGUUCUCUACGAUAUUAUUACGAGAAAGGAAUAAUGCAGAAAGUGGCCGGCGAAAGAUAUGUAUAUAAAUUCGUUUGUGAUCCGGACGCUUUGUUCAACAUGGCGUACGGCACACACCAUUCCGAUGUAUCAACCUCACGAGUACAUCAUUCCACUCACCAUCACCACCACUACAGCGCACGCAGUGACAGCGCGACAAAAACCGAAUCCACUCACCAUUUACCGUACACCGACAUGCUCAACUUUUAUAAUUGCGGAAUUGCACACCCUUACCAUUACUUCCAGGAUCCUUCAAAGCAUCCAAAGUAUACCACAUAAGCAUAAUCAAAACGCGAAUAACCUUAAAGCGUUUCAUUUUCUCUUUGUUAAAAUUGUGAUCUUUUCAAUUGUGAUUUGC
Molecule: messenger RNA, 1332 nt
Organism: Dalotia coriaria
Lineage: Eukaryota; Metazoa; Arthropoda; Insecta; Coleoptera; Staphylinidae
Product: ETS translocation variant 1-like
Exons: 7
Coding region: 87-1253 (388 amino acids)
Biological process (GO): cell differentiation; regulation of transcription by RNA polymerase II
Cellular component (GO): nucleus
Molecular function (GO): DNA-binding transcription factor activity, RNA polymerase II-specific; sequence-specific DNA binding
Source: RefSeq, a predicted model, not a curated record